AUGGAUUCUAUGAAUAAUGUUCAAAUGCAUACGAGCCAGGGAGGAUUUAGUACGCCCAAAAAGAACACAAACAUACCUCUCUUCUCUUCGUCUUUUAUACCUGAAUGUGAUGAGCAUCUGAAGCCUAAAGUGGGUAUGACAUUUGAAGGACUCGAGGCUGUGGAGAAGUUCUACAAGGAAUAUGCGCAUCAAUCAGGUUUUGGUGUUCGCAUUGGACAACAAAAAAAGAUUGAUAAUAAGGUGGUCCGUACUAAGCGUUUCAUGUGUAAUAAGGAAGGAUUCAAGGCAAAAGAUAGUAAAGAGACUAAUGACCCCUUGAGGAAAAGGCGUAAGCAGACAGAUACGCGAUGCGGUUGUGAUGCCCAUAUCUUUGUUAGACUUUGUGGGGAGAACACCUACAAGAUAGACUCACUGAUUGAGCACCAUGUUCAUGGCCUUGUAUCGCCUAAUAAGCGUCAUUUGAUCAGAUCAAAUCGUAGAGUUAGUGAGAGGGCAAAAAAUACUUUAUACACAUGUCAUAAGGCAAGUAUUGGAACGUCGCAGGCAUACAGGCUCCUGCAAGUUAGUGAGGGUGGAAUUCCGAAUGCUGGGUGCACAAAGAGGGACUUGCAGAAUUACUACCGCGGACUCAGGUAUAAAAUCAGAGAUGCAGAUGCUCAAAUGUUUGUGGCCCAAUUAGCUAGAAAGCAGGAAGUGAAUUCAGCAUUUUUCUAUGAUUUUGAGGUGAAUGAUGAGGGGGAGUUGGUGCGUGUGUUCUGGGCGGAUGCCACCAGCAGGAAGAACUAUAGUCACUUUGGUGAUGUGAUAUCCUUCGAUUCUACAUACACCACUAAUCAGUAUAACAUGAUAUUUGCACCAUUUACAGGGGUUAAUCAUCACUUACAAAGUGUCUUUUUUGGUGCUGCAUUCUUAUCAAAUGAGAAGGAUGAGUCAUACAUUUGGUUAUUUCAGACCUUCCUAACAGCAAUGGGAGGGGCAGCACCUAGACUCAUCAUAACCGAUGAAGCCACUAGCAUCAAGAAUGGUAUUGAUAAAGUUCUUCCAACAACUGUGCAUAGGUUGUGCAUGUGGCAUAUAAUGGAAAAGGUUCCUGAAAAGGUUGGACCUUCGAUUAGAGAAGAUUCUGAUUUUUGGACAAGAUUGAACUCGUGUGUUUGGGGUUCGGAAACUUCAACUGAGUUUGAGUCACAAUGGAAUUCCAUCAUUACUGAUUUUGGGUUGGAGGAAAAUGAGUGGUUGGCCAAGAGGUUUAGCAUUCGAGACACAUGGAUACCAGCGUACUUUAUGGAUAUAUCUCUAGCAGGCAUUCUUCGAACCACUUCAAGAUCAGAAAGUGCAAAUUCUUUUUUUAACCGCUUCAUUCAUCGAAGGCUCGCUUUUGUUGAGUUUUGGUUGAGGUUUGACACAGCUUUAGAAUGCCAACGUGAGGAAGAAUUAAUGGCAGACAACAGAAGCAUACAUACCACCCCUCAACUAUUUACACCAUGGACAAUGGAGAAACAAGAGUAUUACACAAGGUGUGGGGGUAAAAAAUGUGACCCUGAGAGGUCGGUCUGGUAA
This is a messenger RNA of Triticum aestivum (bread wheat), 1560 nucleotides long. Its product is annotated as protein FAR1-RELATED SEQUENCE 5-like. The record is from RefSeq and is a predicted model, not a curated record. Lineage: Eukaryota; Viridiplantae; Streptophyta; Magnoliopsida; Poales; Poaceae. The transcript is spliced from 3 exons. Bases 1 to 1560 code for a protein of 519 amino acids.